Paralichthys olivaceus (Japanese flounder) is the source of this 1289-nucleotide messenger RNA. Its product is annotated as inactive serine/threonine-protein kinase 19. Gene Ontology annotation, biological process: positive regulation of Ras protein signal transduction; protein phosphorylation. The record is from RefSeq and is a predicted model, not a curated record. Lineage: Eukaryota; Metazoa; Chordata; Actinopteri; Pleuronectiformes; Paralichthyidae. Gene Ontology annotation, molecular function: protein serine/threonine kinase activity.
UGUGUCAGUGAACGGGCGAGGUUGUGUUGCUUAGCAGCUAGCCGCAUUAGCUUGGCUAACAAUAAAGCGACCCAACCGGUGGGUCCUGUAUCCGGAUCCACCUGUGUUUCACCAGCGCCUGGGUUCAGUCUCAGAGCUGUAAUUUGGGCUUUAAACGUAAAAUGGUGACUUUGUAACAGAUGAGUUCGGACACGAGUCUUCGUAAAGUCGCAAAGUGGCUUCGUCGUUUUUCCCGUUAUUAUUUUACAGCAGGAAAUAGAGGUGUCACGUGUUCUUGUAUGAACAGGAAACGGGCUUUGAUUUCAGACACUUUCAAAGUGAAGAAAAGAAGACAUGGCACAGAGAAGUUCGGAAUCAUCCGCGAGGGAGACGGGCCGAACGACAUCAGAUCCACGCUGCAGUACCUCAUGACACUGUUUCCCAGAAAGCUCUUCAAUGACACCCUACCUCAAAUUGUGCUGAAGCAUCAACUCUACAGUAUACACCAUGACAAGACUUCAGUGGACAAGGAGGUGAAUAAACUGCGGGAACAAGCAGAACUGCUGAUGUUCCAGCUCGGGUUUGAUACGGAAGCUUUCGGGCUGAUUUUCGCCUCAGACUACAAGGCCAAAGUGCUGGCAGCCGAGGAGGGAAGGGUGACACGAGCGACGGUGGAGAAGUUCCUGGAGAAACUGUUAACCUCCUCUUGCACAGAUCUGAGCUUCAGCAAAGACAAAAUGAUCAGAGAGUUCCUCUUCACAGACUCUGAGAUAACGCAGCUGGUGAAGUCAGGGGUCCUGACUGUGAGGGACGCAGGCAGCUGGUGGCUGUCCAUUCCCAACUCAGGCAAAUUCACCAAGUACUUUAUACAAGGUCGCAAAGCUGUACUCGCUAUGGUGAAGAAGUCUAAAUAUAGUGAAGUGUUGCAGGCAGAGCUAGAGGAGCGACGAACAACCUCUCAAGUGAAAUUUCACAUGAAAUACCACAUCCACGACAUUGUUGGUGCAGAUCUGGUGGAGAGAAUAUCGACAACUUCAGGGGCAUUGUUGCGAUUUGUCGAUUCCUGAGGCUUUGCAUCGAGACAGAAUCAGCGGGUGACUGAAGACGUGACACUUCCCAAGAUGAACUAAUCUUGUGAAACGUGUUUGUAUGAAGACUCAGAGUUAAAACGAUUUCUUGUGUAGAUUCUGUGCCAAAUGUUGUAUAAAAAACCUUGUGGGUUUAUGAAUUGUCAAUUAUGUUGACAUGACCAUGUCAGGAUUUCAUUCAUCCUGUAAUAAAGAAAGAUAAAAAAUGUUUCUGUCCCUCAA